GAAUAAUCCUUUGCUAUUUAACUAUUAUCUGUAAAAGUUUCAAGAGUGUCGGAUUGGUACAUCAUAGUUAAAAAAAAAUAAAACCAAUGCAACGCCCCUUCAUAAGGCAAAGCCAGGCUGAACGUCAGAGGCGCUCAACUUAACCGACCAACCUAGGGAAAUACGUUGCGUCGACCCGCCACGUUUCUCAUACCAGAGACAGCUCUCAGAAAACAAAAGAGAACUUUUAGAAAAAUGUGGGUGCAUCCAAGUUUACUAACGAGAAAAAGUGAAGGCAAAUAUUAUACGCUGUAUCGUCAUCUAAUGAAAGAUGAAGAAAAAUUUAUUAAGUACUUUAGAAUGGAUUUUCGUACAUUUGAAAUGGUACUUACGAAAAUUGAGAAGAAAAUUUUGAAGAAAAAUACCACGUUUCGAGAAGCUAUUUCUCCAAGACAAAAAUUAAUGGUAUGUCUAAAAUUUUUAGCUACUGGAGAUUCCUAUCAAACGAUUGCUUUUAAAACGUCUUGGUCAUUCAACCGUACGAAGUAUUUGUCUUGAAGUUUGUAGAGCAAUUAAUGAAAUAUUAUUAGCUGAAUAUAUUCCAACUCCAAGUAAAGAGAAAUGGUUAGAAACAGCUAAUGAAAUGUGGACUAUGUGAAAAACGUUACGAAGUAGUGCGGAAUAUUACAUGUUUUUCACCUGUGCAACGUGACAGUGAAUAAAAAUGUUUAUUUACAUGAACGAAAAUUCUGUGAAAGGUGAUAGUGACCGUGUGGUUGAGUGGGUUCAAUGAUCUUGUCUGGAGAUCAGCUGUUCUUCGAAAGUUUAGGAUCGACACAGUGACCCAGUGAGAAUUAUCUGCUUUUAGCAUAGCAGGUUAAUUUAGGAAC
This is a messenger RNA of Osmia lignaria (orchard mason bee), 869 nucleotides long. RefSeq lists its product as uncharacterized. The record is from RefSeq and is a predicted model, not a curated record. NCBI's taxonomy places the organism in Eukaryota, Metazoa, Arthropoda, Insecta, Hymenoptera, Megachilidae.